AUGCUUGGCGCUGCCCGCCUGACGAAUGCGAAGAAAGCCCGAGGAAGGCGCCCGAACGUCAGCGACUGUGAAACCACGGGGCAGCUGACCAGCGCUAACAGCUUAGAGAAUCAGCCCGUGCGAGGGGCCUGUGUUCCCACCCAUCCUGUCGCCGUGUCCUUUGCCGGCAUUAGGACAGAGGCUGCCGUUCCAUGCGGACGUGUUGCUGUCCUGUGUGUUGCAUCCUGCCCACGUGAUUCUCUUUGUGGCCAGAUGGGUUUGUAUGGACAGGCUUGUCCAUCUGUAACUUCAUUAAGGAUGACAUCUGAAUUGGAGAGCAGCCUUACAUCUAUGGACUGGUUACCACAGCUCACCAUGAGAGCAGCCAUCCAAAAAUCUGAUGCUACACAGAAUGCACAUGGAACAGGAAUUUCCAAGAAGAAUGCACUCCUUGACCCCAAUACAACCCUGGACCAGGAAGAAGUCCAACAGCACAAAGAUGGGAAACCUCCAUACAGUUAUGCCAGCCUCAUUACAUUUGCAAUUAAUAGCUCACCCAAAAAGAAAAUGACACUAAGUGAGAUUUACCAGUGGAUUUGUGAUAACUUCCCAUAUUAUAGAGAGGCUGGCAGUGGUUGGAAGAAUUCCAUAAGACAUAAUCUGUCGCUGAACAAGUGUUUCCUUAAAGUGCCUCGAUCCAAGGAUGACCCCGGAAAGGGGUCCUAUUGGGCAAUAGACACCAAUCCGAAGGAGGAUGCACUGCCUACUCGGCCAAAGAAGAGAGCACGAUCUGUAGAACGGGCCUCAACUCCAUAUAGCAUAGAUUCAGAUUCUUUGGGAAUGGAGUGUAUUAUUUCGGGAAGUGCCUCUCCAACUCUGGCAAUCAACACUGUGACUAACAAAGUAACAUUGUACAACACUGAUCAGGAUGGUAGUGAUAGCCCACGCAGUAGCCUUAACAACAGUCUCUCAGACCAGAGUUUGGCAUCUGUUAAUUUAAACAGUGUUGGAAGUGUGCAUAGUUAUACACCGGUAACAAACCAUCCAGAACCAGUCUCUCAGUCAUUAACUCCUCAACAGCAGCCACAGUACAACCUUCCAGAACGAGAUAAACAACUACUUUUCUCAGAAUAUAAUUUUGAAGAUCUCAGUGCCUCAUUUCGGAGCCUUUAUAAGUCAGUUUUUGAGCAGUCACUUAGUCAACAAGGUUUGAUGAACAUCCCUUCUGAAUCUUCCCAGCAGUCCCAUACUUCGUGUUCCUAUCAGCACUCUCCUAGCAGUACAGUGAGCUCUCACCCACAUGGCAACCAAAGCAGCCUGUCCAACAGUCACGGCAGUGGCCUCAACACCACAGGCAGUAAUUCAGUUGCACAGGUCUCGCUGUCCCACCCCCAGAUACACACACAGCCGUCUCCACAUCCGCCCCAUCGACCACAUGGUUUACCACAGCAUCCGCAGCGUCCUCAGCAUCCCGCACCGCACCCGCAGCAACACAGCCAGCUCCAGUCCCCUCAUCCCCAGCACCCCUCUCCACACCAACACAUGCAGCAUCAUUCGAAUCAUCAGCAUCAGACGUUAACACAUCAGGCCCCCCCACCCCCACAGCAGGUAUCCUGUAACUCUGGUGUUUCAAAUGAUUGGUAUGCAACACUUGAUAUGCUAAAAGAAAGCUGUCGAAUUGCUAGCAGUGUUAAUUGGUCAGAUGUGGACCUUUCACAGUUCCAAGGUUUGAUGGAGAGUAUGAGACAGGCAGACCUCAAGAAUUGGUCUUUAGAUCAGGUUCAAUUUGCUGAUCUCUGUUCUUCUCUUAAUCAGUUCUUUACACAAACUGGCCUUAUCCACUCACAGAGUAAUGUUCAGCAAAAUGUCUGUCAUAGUGCCAUGCAUCCAACAAAACCCUCCCAGCACAUUGGAACAGGAAAUUUGUACAUAGACUCCAGGCAAAAUCUCCCUCCUUCAGUGAUGCCACCUCCUGGUUAUCCUCAUAUCCCACAGGCACUCAGCACUCCAGGAACAACGAUUACAGGCCACCACGGAGCCAUGAACCAGCAGCACAUGAUGCCUUCCCCAGCCUUCCAGAUGCGGCGCUCUUUGCCUCCAGAUGACAUCCAGGAUGACUUUGAUUGGGAUUCAAUUGUGUAGAGCUUGUUUCUGCAAGGCACAGACCCCAGCGCCGCCUUUCUGUCCAGUGAAGGGAAAGGUUUAAGAGAAUCCAGUUGAGAAAACAAAGUUGCUAAUCACUUUACAAUGUUAGCAAAAUUUCUUUUGAAGACAAUCAAAAAGAUUUUAGCUGGAUAACUUUGCUUUUAUCUGACCCAAACAAAUACUACAUGUCUGUCUCCCUCCCAGCUCCCCUAUGUAGCUCCUAACUGUUGUGUGAUUUAAACAGCUUUUGCAUAUUUGUGUCAAUUUGAUGUUGACCACAAGUGCCAGACUGAUUUUUCAGACAGAGCCUAUUUUGCUGCAAGCAGUUUAUAGAUACAUAUGUGUAAAUAUAUGUACAAAAUUUACUGAAAGGCUUCAAUUUUCUAAUUGGAUUAUUAGAUCUUGAAAAGAAAGUUACUGUGAGUUUUUAUUCCUGGUUAGGCUAUUUUCUGCAGGAUGCUUUUAACUGAUGUGGGCAACUGAAAGGAAAUAGUAUUUUUCAAAGCCCAGUUCCCCUUAUUUAAUCUUUUCAGAAAUGUGGGUAUUGAGUCCUACCCAGUAAGUCAAAGAACCCAGAGUUUGAUACGCUCCGAACAGUCCAAAGGGGCAAGUUCUUCCUGAGCAGCAUAAAGAACUGACCAAAUUUGUUUUGAUGCUUGGGGAUUGUAGAGUUUAUGUUGUACCUUGUCAAUGUCUGUUUUCCUAAGUCUGCAUUAUAACAGCUUUAAAAUUUAUUUGAUUGAUUAGAAGCUGGACAUUGCUUGGCUCUUUAAACAAAUCGAUGUCUCCACUUAUUUAUUCAAAAGUGUUAUUUUAAUAUUUAUUGCUACCUUUUGUGAACGCUCAGUUCUAAUUGGGUUCAUUAAGGAGAAAUGGGGUGUCUGAAAGCACAGAAUUAUUUUUCUUGAUAAGAGUUUACAGUCAAGACAAUCAGAGGGAUUGUGUUGUUCUCAUUGUCAUCACUCCUCAUACCAUGUGAGUGUAUUUCUCUGUCUUAGCAUUCCUGCUGAUUGAGACUUAUUAGCUAAAUAGGAUUUUUUCUGGAAUUUGAAUCAGUUCAUUUGGACAACAAAUGGCAGGGCAUUGUUUAUAAAGCAAGUUUCCCCACUCAUUCUCUCUCCACUUAGGAAGCACUGACAGGAUAGAGCCACACGUAUUGCUACGUGGCCUGCUGUGUCUGUUGUCCUGUGUUUCUGAGAUUGCAUGACAUUUGGUCACUGUCUUUGAAAUGCAGCCUGCCUCUUAGGGGUUUUAUUAGUUGUUGUUUAUGAUUUUGUUCCAUAUCAUAUCACAGUUACUUUGCAUGGAUUGAUUGUCUUAGUUUUAUAGUAAAACUAAAAGAAAUGAAUUGAUUUUAAAAAAUGAGUAGAUUAUGAUUGGUUCUUUAGACAAAAAACCCCCACAAAAAACCAACAAUUUCUUCCAGUUCCAAUGGGGAAAUAUGUACCAUCAAAUCAGGGAGUUAAUACCUGCUCACUGGUUGCUUUUUAGCAUUUCUAGUCUCUAUCAGCCAUGCUUAAAUCACUUAAAUUAGCUUAGUGAUUCUGUGGUUGAAUAAUCUCUACUUGAACUAAACAAACAUCUUUGUUUCUAUACAUGUGUAUGUGAGAGUGUUUGAACAUGUGUGGGUAUUUUUUUUUUUUUUCCAAUGGCGUGUUGCCUUGAGUGAAUCACUGGGAAGCCAGCCAUGGUAAAGGCUGGUGAGGUUGGGGAGAAGGGAAGGGCUUUAUGUUCCUGUUGUUUGGACCCUGCUUGGCAUAAAAAAGGAAGCUUAGUUCCAGCCCCUUGGAUCAGUGAACAUCAGAGGAUUCUGGAAAGGCAGCCAACAGGCCCCUCUUAUAUGGAUCAGAGGCAAGAUGAGCUAGCAGCCUGCACAGUAAAAGCUUGAAAAAAGGGUGUGUUGUGUGUGUGAUUUUCAGUAGUCUGCUCAAGUCACUGUUUUCUGGAUACCACAAUGACUGUUUUGACACUUCUAAUUGCUUGGGUAGCAAUGCGCACUUUAAACAAUUUGGGUAUUGGAAUGCAGUCUCUUAUGUUAAAUGAUCUGAGUAGAAACCACUGAUGAAGAUUUUUCAAAUUGUGUGAAGCUAAUUUCCUACUUGGUAAUUAUUUACUGAUUUGCAGUGAUCAAUAUUUUUGUAAGAAUUUAAACUUACCAAGAAUGGCACUGGAGGCAGAGCCUCCAUCCAGACCCAUCCCAACCUUGUGAUUCAGUGACCUGGGAGCCCAGGACAGGCCUCAGGGGGCUCCAGCCAGACAGGGCUACCUCGUGAGGUGCAGAGCAUCCCUCUAGUGGCCAUUUCAGUUGGUAAUUGUUAAUUCAGAGUAAGUUCUGUCUUGGGCUUAAAUUGACUGAAGACUUUUGGGGGAAAAGAAUAAUAAAUGCAUAUAAUCAAUUGGGGGUACUCUGUCCAGGAGAAUAAUCCGACUGGCAUUUGUGGCAGUUUUUGAAAUGUAAAUGUAUCCAUGUGUGUACUUGUAAAUACGUGUCUCUCAGAUGUCCUUUGAAGUGGGGGGGGGUCAAUCGGGAUAAUUUCAAAUGGAAUAGAGUAUUUUGAUAUUGUUCAGAGGGCGAUGUGUACAUAUCUAUAUUGUAUAUAUGUGAUGAAGAUGCAUUGGCUUUUUGUGCAAACACAAUCUGCUCUCUGUACUGCUGUUGGACAGUCAGUGUUUUAAUGUUUCUACAGUUUUGCUAUUGCACGAUUUCAUAUUUUGCCUCUAUGAUGAACGGCACCCAUUCUUUGUAACUGUUUAGUGCUGUAAAGAAAUAUUCCAAGUGUCAUUAGGAUUGUUGCUGCCAGAAUUGAUAUGCAUGAAUGGCACUUAAAAUAAAUAUGUUAACUCUAUAA
Molecule: messenger RNA, 4973 nt
Organism: Miniopterus natalensis
Lineage: Eukaryota; Metazoa; Chordata; Mammalia; Chiroptera; Miniopteridae
Gene: FOXJ3
Product: forkhead box J3
Biological process (GO): regulation of transcription by RNA polymerase II
Cellular component (GO): nucleus
Molecular function (GO): RNA polymerase II cis-regulatory region sequence-specific DNA binding; DNA-binding transcription factor activity, RNA polymerase II-specific
Source: RefSeq, a predicted model, not a curated record